This is a messenger RNA of Microsporum canis CBS 113480, 474 nucleotides long. RefSeq lists its product as hypothetical. NCBI's taxonomy places the organism in Eukaryota, Fungi, Ascomycota, Eurotiomycetes, Onygenales, Arthrodermataceae. Gene Ontology annotation, cellular component: ribosome; cytosolic large ribosomal subunit. Gene Ontology annotation, molecular function: structural constituent of ribosome. The transcript is spliced from 5 exons. Gene Ontology annotation, biological process: translation. The record is from RefSeq and is a predicted model, not a curated record. The coding region runs from base 1 to 474 and encodes 157 amino acids.
AUGGCUACCUCCGCCCGCCCUAACGUGUCCGACGACUUGGUCUGGGGCAUUGCCCGAACCCAGAAUGCUUACUUGGUUAAGCGAAAGAACGGCGGUGGUGUUCAAUUUUCUCGUGACCCAUUGAACUUGGUCAACAAGCACUCGAGAAAGUAUGCCGGUUUCGUCAACUCUAAGGCUAUAGGCAUCCAGACUGCUGAGAACGGUGGUGUCGCCGUUACCACCAAGAGACCAGAUAACUCCCACCAACCUGGCUCCAACACUGUUACCGCUACCCACGGUUCCGGCUCUUCCAACCGCAAGGUAUAUAAGAGUGUCGCCAGCCGAACUGUGUGCGGUGGAUACCGGGCAGACCUCCGCCCUGAGGCCGUUUUCCGUGCCAGUGCUAUCCGAAAAUCCCAGCGACCAAAGAAGGACAGCCCUGAGAAGAAGCUCAGAGGCGCUAAGGCCCGAAAGGCCACUGAGAAGGAUGCUUAG